AUGGGACUCGAAGGAAUGAUUGCCAAAAGAACCGAUUCUCUUUACCGGGAAGGCACGAGAAACGGUGACUGGCUCAAAAUAAAAAGUCAGCAGACUGAAGAAGUGCUCAUUUGUGGAUUUACCGCACCGAAAGGAGCCAGAAAGAAAUUCGGGUCGCUGAUUCUGGGUAGAUACAAUGGUAAAGAUCUUAUUUUCUGCGGACACACAGGAACGGGUUUCAGCGAUAAAUCUUUAGUGGAAUUGUACGGAAAAAUGGAACCAUUGAUUACAUCGGAAAGUCCGUUUGCCGAAACUCCGAAAACCAAUGACAAAGCAACGUGGAUUAAACCCGAGCUUAUUGCAGAAAUAAAAUUCACAGAACUUACCAAAGACCAUAUUUUCCGUCAUCCGAAACAGCGGAAGCCCGGUCUUGAGGCCCAGCUUUCCCCUGCUCCCAAAAGUGCCCCUUUAAGCAGAGAAGGAAAACUUAAAGGCAAAACUGCUUUGGUCACCGGAGGCGACAGCGGUAUCGGAAAAGCGACCGCACUGCUUUUUGCAAAGGAGGGGGCGAAUUUGGUUAUUGCGUAUCUCAGCGAAGUUUCUGAUGCAAAACAGACCAAAAAAGAAGUACAGAAACUCGGCGGCAAAUGCAUUCUGAUAAAGGGUGAUCUAGGAAAAGAAAAUCACUGUAAAAAAGUCAUUGCCAAAACGAUCGCUGAGUUCGUACGCAGUAUGAUAGUGAUGCCUGGAAAUAAAGGAAACCUG
Ostertagia ostertagi is the source of this 744-nucleotide messenger RNA. The record is from the annotation of a GenBank genome assembly. NCBI's taxonomy places the organism in Eukaryota, Metazoa, Nematoda, Chromadorea, Rhabditida, Trichostrongylidae.